GGGACUCGGAACAGGUUGCAGACGACUCACGAAGGAGGGGAGUGGAAGAGGAUGAGUCCUCAAUAUGCUUCGACACGUGCCGCAACUUCUCUUUUCGACUCUGGCGCCAGCAUCCUUGCUGUCGCAAAUCUAUCCAAAUUUCUAUCCAUGUAUCAAUGCUAGAAUCCCUGCACACUCAAAGCAUCGCUGUUCUGGUCAACAAGACACGCUCUCGAGGUUCAACUCGAAAAGCAAGGGGAGAAGACUCAAAGUUAAAGGGCCCUAAAUUUGUCCGCAAUGAAUGUCUCCCCGCCUCUGAGCCGACUGGAAUCAUAGGCUAUUAAUAAAUUCAUUCUAGACGUGACCUCGUGAAUCUUAUCUACCGCUGAAUUGUCCAGAUGCACAAACAAUUCAAUCUGCACUCCACUGCGAUAAUAUCUGUUUUUCGAAUUCUAUGGCAUUUGUGUUCUAUCUUCCCCCACCUUCGAUCCCUGCUCGCCGAUCCUUCGAUAUACUUUGAGGUUUUGCGACGAAUGUGGAACGCCUUUGCUCAGACCACUGCCUUCGAUUGAAGGAGACUGCGCCUUGCAUGACGAUGGAUAGCAGUGGAAUUAAUCACUGAUUUUUAGUGGUCCCGCGUUGCUCAACUUACGCGUCUUAUGAUCCUGUUCCUGACUCUCCAUCGCGCCUGUACAUGAUUAUUAUUUCCGGUUAUCCCUCCUCAGGAUAUAUAAAGGGCGCACUGCUCUCGACGACCCCCAGAAUCUGAUUCCCACUCCCCACCAGCCUAUCAAUGCAGUUCAACUUCUUCGCUCUCGUCACCGUCCUUGCCGUAGGUAUCACCUCUGCCCAGGCCGCCUGUGUCAUCGUUGAAGGUGACGCUAGUGCUUGCCCGGCACCCAACUGGGUUGUUUGUGGACCCCUUGUCGUUGGGGAGACCAAGUGCUGCCCGCCUCUCGGGGUAAAAUGCUUCCUGGCGAACACGACCUUCGCCUUCUCUCCUCCCCCGCGUUCCCUCCUCCCUCCCUCCCUUGGCCUGUCCCUAAAGAGCAUGGCCGCCGCCGCUUCACUACACCCCACUGACGGCGAGGACCACGAUGAGACGCGGCCGCUGCUUGGGGCCCGACGCGACCUUAACGAACGUAACGACCAAACGACACCCUUGAAACGCACGCCCCUUCCACUCGCCCAACUGUACCUCGUUCUCUUCCUCCAACUGGCCGAGCCCCUCACAAGCCAGGUCAUCUAUCCGUUUCUGCCCCAGCUUAUUCGGGACAUCGGAGUGACGAACGGCGAUGAGACGAAGGUCGGGUACUAUGUCGGCAUGGUGCAAUCUCUCUUCUUCCUCACUCAAGCCGUCACCGUUCUGCACUGGUCGCGCCUCUCUGAUCGCAUCGGCCGCAAACCUGUUAUCCUCAUCGGCCUCUCUGGGUUGAGCAUUCUUAUCGCCGCCGGUUCUGUGGAGACGCUCACCGCAUUCGCUUCCUGCAGCCGAAGCUUGAACGGCGCGUUGAACGGUAACAUUGGAGUGAUCAAAAGUAUGGUCGCGGAAAUGACGGACAAUACAAAUAUAGCUCAGGCAUAUGCGUACAUGCCUAUUGCGUGGUCCACUGGCGGAGUGCUGGGACCGAUCAUCGGAGGAUCGCUGGCCCAUCCCGUCGAGCGCUUUCCAUCUUGGUUUGGGUGCAGCGAGUUCCUCAAGCACCACCCGUACUUCUUGCCAUGUGCUGUCCCGGCCACAUACUCGAUCAUCGCAUGGACCGUCACCUCGCUGUUCCUCAAGGAGACCGCGAACGGACCACACGUGCUGCGUCUCUCGCAGCUGUUCACUCGGUCCAAACCCACCGUUGGCCAGGGCAAAACGCAAACCGUGCUCGAGUCUGGCUCGUCCGAGGAAGUUCCGGAGCGCGAGCAGGCUGUUCCGCUGCGAGGCCUGAUGACGAAACGCGUGCUCAUUGCCGCGUCGAAUUACGCCUUCUUGUCGCUUGUAGACAUCGCGCUUCGGGCCAUCCAGCCUCUGUUCUUCGCCACUCCGAUCGAAUUGGGCGGCCUCGGAUUGCCGACAUCGCGCAUCGGGAAUCUGUUAUCGGUGUUCGGUGUUCUGAAUGGGGUGUUCCAGAUCUUCUUCUUCGCACCAGUGCAUGACCUACUCGGGAGCAAACUGAUGUUUAUCGUCGGCGUGUCCAGUGCACUGCCCACCUUUGCGACGUUCCCACUCCUCAGCCACCUCGCGAAGAGCCACGGAAUCAGCAGCACCGUGUGGGCUGUGGCGCUGCUGCAAAUUACGAUGUCGAUCGGACUGAGCCUGUCGUACGGCGCCGUCUUCAUCUACAUCUCUGCUGCAGCUCCGAAUCGCGCUUCGCUGGGCGCGACGAAUGGGCUGUGUCAGCUGACCGCCGAUUUCGUCGGACCGUGGAUGGUGUACUACGUGCUGAUGGCCACGACGCUGGUUGCGAUCUGGGUUGGGAUGCAGCUCCCAGCCAAGCCGUGGACUGGGGCAUGA
This is a messenger RNA of Mycena citricolor, 2482 nucleotides long. The record is from the annotation of a GenBank genome assembly. Lineage: Eukaryota; Fungi; Basidiomycota; Agaricomycetes; Agaricales; Mycenaceae.